GCACUCCGCUCCCGGUGCGCCGCAGGCCGGGACACCCAGGACCCAGAACGGGCCGAACCUGGGACACCGGGGACUCUAAGCGCCCCCGUCCUAGGAGCAUCGCCAAACUGGGAGAACCCCGGACCCGGAGGAGAAGCCAGACUCAGAAGAAUCUUGACCGGAGCAAACCCGGACGCGGAGCAUCCCAGACCCAGGACACGUCCCCCGGCCGCGGAACUGGAGCAGAGAGCAACCCACUCGCAGCUGAGUUCUGCCAGACUCUUUCUCUGUCUUCGCGUUCCUUUCCUUUUUUCUUUUCUUUUUCAGCCUUUCCUGUUUAAUUACACUUGCGGCUCCUCCUUUCUUCUUUCACGGUGGGAGAAAGGCAGCAGGUAUUGUUUCUCGCCUGCCUCCGUCGUCUGAACCGUGUGGCGGAAGGCCCCGCUCCAGCCUCGGGACCCCUUCUGAAGAGAAACCGUUUGAAGCAGAAUCCUAAACAUGCAUUGUAGAGAAAUACCCCUGACAGUUUGGGUACUUAUGUUUAUAAGCGCCUCAGAAGAAACUUGUACCUCACGUCUUCAUAUUACCGCAGUCGAAGGGGAACCUUUCUAUCUGAAAUAUUGCUCGUCUUCACCGGAGCAUGAGAAAAAAACAACCACCAUAAAAUGGUACAAAAAUGAAUCACAUGGACCUGUUGACCUGAACUUGAGCAGUUCACCCAGAAUUCUUUUGCGUGGUUAUGUUUUGGAGUUUUGGCCAGUGGAGUUGACUGACAGUGGAUCUUACUCCUUCCAAAUGGGAAAUGAUACUCAUGGCUGGAAAUUAAAUGUCAUCCCAAGAAGUAAACAUAGCUGUUUUACUGAGAAAGUGGUAACGAGUAAAGCUGUGGAAGUUAAGAAAUCUUUGCAGAUAGCCUGUGAACACAAUUACUAUCAACAACUGGUCAACAGAACGGUAUUGUAUAAGAACUGUACAAAGAUGGAGAACAAUCAAAACCCAUUUUUAAAGAAUGCAGAGUUUAAAGAUCAGGGAUAUUAUACCUGCAUGUUUUUCCUACAUCAUAAUGGAAAACUAUUCAACGUCACCAAAACCUUCAAUAUUACAAUAGUUGGAGACCACAGUAAUAUAAUUCCAGCUCUUCUUGGACCAAAGAUCAAUGAAGUUAAAGUGAAAUUAGGAAAAGAUAUACAGCUCAACUGCUCUGCUUUGCUGAAUGAAAAUGAUGUGAUUUACUGGAACACCUGGAGAAAAAAUGGAGAGGAUCCUAAUGUACAUGAAGGGGAAGUGACGAGAAUUAGGACUUCAGAAGGCAAAUGGCUUGCUUCCAUAAUACUGAGGAUUGAGAACAUAAAUACAAGAAAUCUAAACUUUGCAUACAAUUGCACUGCGGCCAACCAGGGAGGCAUCGAUACCAAAAGCUUCCUCUUGCUGGUAGAAGAAGACAUGGUUGACAUCCCCGGCCACGUCUUCACUAGAGGAAUGAUCGUAGCUGUCGUGAUCUCAGUGGUGGCUGUUUGCCUUGUGACCGUGGGUGUCAUUUAUAGAGUUGACUUGGUUCUAUUUUAUAGACAUUUCAUGGGAAGAGACGAAACCUUAACAGAUGGAAAAACAUAUGACGCCUUUGUGUCCUACCUGAAAGAAUGUCAGCCUGAACACGGGGAGGAGCACGCGUUUGCUGUGGAGACUUUGCCCAGGGUGCUGGAGAAACAUUUUGGGUAUAAGUUAUGCAUAUUUGAAAGAGAUGUGGUUCCUGGAGGAGCUGUUGUUGAUGAAAUCCAUUCAUUGAUAGAGAAAAGCCGAAGGCUGAUCAUCGUUCUCAGUAAAAGUUAUAUGUCUAGUGAAGUCAGGUAUGAACUUGAAAGUGGACUCCAUGAAGCACUGGUGGAAAGGAAAAUUAAAAUCAUCUUAAUUGAAUUUACACCUAUCGGAGACUUUAGAUUUUUGCCUCAAUCACUGAAGCUUUUGAAAUCCCACAGAGUUCUGAAGUGGAAGGCAGAUAAGUCUCUGUCUUAUAACUCAAGGUUCUGGAAGAAUCUUCUUUAUCUGAUGCCUGCAAAAGCAGUCAAACCCUGCAGAAAUGAGUCAGAAGUCUUGCCUGUUCUUUUGAAGUCCUAAUCUUCAGAAAAGCUGAGCGGAAGAAAGAGCUCUUGGCAGUCUGAGGACUGAGUGUCUGAGCCUGUGGAUAACAGAGGGCAUUAUUUAAAUAUUUAACUCUACUCUGGGAAUGUCUUACUCACAGACUGAAGAUGAACUUGGCAUUUAGGUUGCCGGGGAUAAGCCUAAACAUUCCUCUAUGGCUGCGGACUUACACUGUGUGUGUACUUAGUUGCUUAGUCUUGUCUGACUCUUUGUGACCCCGUGGACUGUAGCUCACCAGGCUCCUCUGUCCAUGGGGAUUCUCUAGGCAAGGAUAUGGAGUAGGGUGCCAUGCCCUCCUCCAGGGGAUCUUCCCAACCCAGGGAUCGAACCCAGGUCUCCCACAUUGCUUGCAUAUUGUUUACUGUCUGAACCACUAGGGAAGCCCAAGAAUACUGGAGUGGGUAUCCUAUCCCUUCUCCAGGGCAACUUCCCAACCCAGGAAUCAAAGCAGGUUCUUCUCUAUUGCAGGCAGAUUCUUUACCAACUGAGACACCAGGGAAGUCCCUGGGCUCCCAGAAGACUGGGGAACUCAACAGAAAUGUGUCUCCUGCUUCUCCUUCUGUAACUGGAUGCAGGCAGUCUGCUCAGUCACAUAUUCAGCAACUGUGAGGUCGGUUGUUGUUCAGUUGCUCAUUCGUGUCUGGUUCUUUGCAACCCCAUGGACUGUAGCCCACUAGGCCUCCCUGUGUUUCACUAUCUCCUGGAGUUUGCUCAGACUCAUGUCCAUUGGAUCAAUGAUGCUGUCCAACCAUCUCAUCUUCUGAUGUGAGGCUGGACACGGUGCAAAUAACUUAUGCCUUAAAAUAAGGGCAUGUUUUAAGAGCUUUUUAAUGCUAAAAGUUGAGCUAAAGGAUUUUAAGUUUACCUUGUGGUAUUGUCUAUGAGCCAGUGGGUGACACAGGAACCGGAAUGGUGUCUCCAAGCUCUUGCAAGAGCUCAGCUCAGUUCAGUUCAGUCCAGUCGCUCAGUCGUGUCCGACUCUUUGCGACCCCAUGAAUCGCAGCACGCCAGGCCUCCCUGUCCACCACCAACUCCCGGAGUUUACUCAAACACAUGUCCAUCGAGUCGGUGAUGCCAUCCAACCAUCUCAUCCUCUGUCGUCCCCUUCUCCUCCUGCCCCCAAUCCCUCCCAGCAUCAGGGUCUUUUCCUAUGAGUCAACUCUUCGCAUGAGGUGGACAAAGUAUUGGAGUAUCAGCUUCAGCAUCAGUCCUUCCAAUGAACACCCAGGACCGAUCUCCUUUAGGAUGGACUGGUUGGAUCUCCCUACAGUCCAAGGGACUCUCAAGAGUCUUCUCCAACACCACAGUUCAAAAGCAUCAAUUCUUCGGUGCUCAGCUUUCUUCACAGUCCAGCUCUCACAUCCAUACAUGACCACUGGAAAAACCAUAGCCUCACCUCUAAACACCUCAGUGCCUGGGAUUUGGUGGGGGUGGGGCUGCAGGGCUAUGUGCAGGGCAGGGUGUGAGGUAUGAGUAUUGAAACAGUGUUUCAACCUCAGGGCAUCCUUAAUUAUUCUUGCUACUGUUGCAGGCCUACAGUUCUUGAAAUCCCACUAAGAUGCUACAGAGGGCUUGCUUACUUAGACCUAUUUGUGGAAACUUCUUAAAAGGAAAUGAGAACAACCUUUUAUGCCAGACACAAAUCAUUUUCUGGGUUUUUUAAAAAACAGCCUCAGACAUUUCAUGAUUUUUAAAUGUUUAGACAAGGGAUAGGGACCAGAUCAAAUUAGUUAUUCAGCAGCCAAAAAAUUGAUGGUUACUUUCUCGAUUUUUUUUUUUAACUUUUAUUUUAUAUUGGGGUAUAGCUGGUUAACAAUGUUGUGAUAGAUUCAGGUGGACAGCAAAGGGACUCAGCUAUACACACACGUAUCCAUUCUCCCCGAAACUCACCUCCCUUCCAGGCUAACAUAACACAUAAUGUUACAUAACACUGAGCAGAGUUUGCUGUGCUAUCCAGUAGGACCUUGUUGGUUAUGCAUUUUAAAUAUACUUGCUCAAUUUUUAAAAGGUUACAAAUCUAAAAUGCCCCUCAGCUCAGCAGUAAAAUAAAUCAGCCUGCCAAUUUACUUGAUCCCUGGCAGGAUCGAACCUGCCAGGGAGACGCAGGUUCUGGCCCUGGGUUGAGAAGAUACCCCGGAGAAAGAAAUGGCAACCCACUCCAGAAUUCUUGCUGGGAAAUCCCACGAACAGAGGAGUCCAGUGGGCUGCAUUCAAUGGGGUCUCAAAGAGACCAGACUGAGCACACACGCAGAGACAUCGGAUGGAGGGACAUGCACGGGAGUGUGCAGCCAAGACCCUUGAACUGGAUCCUGGGUUUACUAUGACUGUGACCUCUGGCGUCUCCUCUAACUCACCUGUGAUGAGUUUUCCUCAUCAGUAAAAUUAGAAUUUAUAAGAGUUGUACAGGGGGACUAGAUGAAUCAGUAUAAACGGAGCACUUCCAUCAGUUACUGGCACAGAAUUAACACUCUGUAAGUGUUGGCAGUGCCACUUUUGUCGUUACCAGUUGUUGCUUUUCAGUUGCUACAUCAUGCUUGACUCUCUGGGACCCCAUGGACUGCAGCUUGCCAGGCUUCCCUGUCCUUCGCUGUCUCCCCGAGUUUGCUCAAAUUCAGGUCCAUUGAGUCAGUGACUUGAGGAUAUUCGUUUAUUCAGAGAAGCAUAGAGGAGAAGCAUAUCCUUAGGGCAGAGGAUAUUUCUGCACUGGACAAUGUGCAACUUUCAAUGUCUAAAGACAUAUAUCUGUCUCCUUAAAGCGAACCGAGUACUCUGGGCCUUCCUGAUGGCCUUAGUGGUAAUGGCUGGACCUGAAAAUCAGUGAGAGAGUGAGAGCUACCAGCCUUACAGAGAAAGGAAAGAGCUGGGUAAGCUUGGAAGCCUAGUUAGGAUAUAUGGGUGCAGUAUGACUGUUCCAAAAAAGUUUAAAGCAGAUACUGUUUAAAACAGCUGUGGUACCACUGUAUAUAAAAUAGAUAAUCAGCUAGGACCUACAGUACAGUCCGGGAAACUAUUCAAUAUCCUGUAAUGACCUAUGUGGGAGAAGAAUCCGGAAAAGAAUGGAUAUAUGGAUAUGGAUACAUGAAUCACUUUGCUGUAUGUCUGAAACUAACACAACAUCGUAAAUCAACGACGCUCCAACAUAAAACAAAAAAUUUACAAAAUAAAAGGCAACUUAAAUAAUAGAACAGCUGUGGCAGAUACUACUGAAAAUCAAAAAUAAGAUUUUCAGUAUAAGAAAGUGAUCUAACUUUUGUAGCACUUACAACUUUGCAUGCCAGUUGUAUGGUUUAAAAAGUAAGAGGAUUUAAUUACUAAGAAGAUUUAUAUGUGAAAAUAUAUGGUCAUGAGAAAUUUUAUUCCUGUCAUCAUUGUCUCUAACACAUAGAGUGAUUUGCUUUUUUAUUAUGUUUCUUUAAAUACAUUAAAUGGAUUUUGUAGUAAAUGUGUUAAAUGUAUACAUUAAAUAUGUGCUUUAAAAUACAUUAACGAAUCAUUGA
This is a messenger RNA of Dama dama (fallow deer), 5615 nucleotides long. It is a transcript of the gene IL18R1, whose product is annotated as interleukin 18 receptor 1. The coding region runs from base 478 to 2094 and encodes 538 amino acids. The transcript is spliced from 11 exons. Lineage: Eukaryota; Metazoa; Chordata; Mammalia; Artiodactyla; Cervidae. Gene Ontology annotation, biological process: positive regulation of type II interferon production; interleukin-18-mediated signaling pathway. Gene Ontology annotation, molecular function: interleukin-18 receptor activity; interleukin-18 binding; interleukin-1 receptor activity. The record is from RefSeq and is a predicted model, not a curated record.